AUGGAUGAGAUUGCUGCUGCUGCUCUGCUGAGGACAUCACGGAACAUGUUCUAUCGCUUUAAUGACUCUGAGCUCAUAUUAUAUAGUCUGAGAGGUGCCGAGAUGACCACAGCCUCAGAGCUGUUUUCUGAGGAUGCUCGAGCACGGUUCUCACACACGAAAGCGUUGUUUGAACAGCUGGAACGACAACAAGAGCAGGUACCUUCGUUCUACUCCCCUCGUCCAUCACGUCAACCGCCUCCACUACCGCCAAAACCAACAGCUCCAUGUCCUGGAAGUCCACUUUCUCAGGUCGCCCGAAAUUUUUCCGAACUGGCAUCCGACUUGGAGUUGCUGAAUCGUGGAUCGCCGAGGGCUCAAGAGCCCUUAAAAUUCACGAGGAAUAUGCCAGUGACUCAGAGAUCACCCUACGACCAACCGAGCUCCGUCAACUACGAGUCUCCGCCCGCAUCGAACUAUGACCAGGCGUUGCGACAAAGAUCCAGCUACGAACCGUACUGGCGGGAUCCUUCCUACUACAGAAGACGAUUUGGAGAUGACCGAGACGAGAAUAAUGUGCUAGACGCAGACGCACAAGCGAUGCGACACACCACCUACGCGUUGGUGAAAACACGCCGAGACAUCGAUGACGACGACCGCCGAACGGUAUCGUCAAGAGGCGCAUCGUCCGAUGACGAACGUGUCGACGGGGUGCUCGAGACAAGACGAGGUCUCAGCCCGGAACGGGACCUCGAUCGCGACAGAAAGGUCUCCUUCAGCACAGCACCGAUACCUGUUUAUUGCACCCAUUCCGUUGAAGAAUAUGAUCGUAAAAAUGAAGAUAUUGAUCCAGUGGCCAGCUGUGCCGAAUAUGAACUGGAAAGGCGGUUAGAACGUAUGGAAUUAUUCGACGUUAUGCUUGAAAAAGGUCCUGAAGGAUUAGGAGUCUCCAUAAUUGGCAUGGGAGUGGGAGCCGAUUCGGGUUUGGAGAAGUUAGGGAUCUUCGUCAAGAAUAUCACCCCCGGAGGAGCUGUGCACAGAGACGGACGUGUACGAGUCUGCGAUCAGAUAGUGUCUGUUGACGGGAAAAGCCUCGUCGGAGUCAGUCAACUAUACGCUGCCGAGACGCUGCGAGCUACUUCUAAUCGGGUGCUAUUUACGAUUGGUCGAGAACCGAACUUGGAAGAAUCGGAGGUAGCUCAACUGAUUCGCCAAUCCCUUGAAGCCGAUCGUGCGCGAAUAAUCGGUGACGAAGGUGAAGAGAGCCAACCAGAAGAGAGCGAACCUCCGACGGCACGAAGUAUGGACGAGUCAGAGAUCAGAGCAAAAAUAGCAGCACUUGAAUUAGAACUCGAAAUGUCUCAAAAGAAAGCUGAUCAGAUGCACGAAGUAUUGGACAGCACGAAAACGCACUACGAUCAACUCGAGAAGAAAUACGACCAAGCGAAUCAACUGCUGAGGAACUAUCAAGAGAGAGAAAAAGAGCUGUUGUCCCGUGAAGAAAAUCACGUGGAGCAGUUACGGGAUAAAGAUGCACACUAUUCGCAUCUCGUCGCACAGUUGAAGGAACGCAUCGAGGAGUUGGAAGCGAAGCUCGAGGAAAUGGACCAACGUCGACAAUCCAUAGCAAACAAUGAGCUUACCGAACUCAGGGAUAAACUAAAGGAUAAGCUGGAGAAGCGCGAUGAGGGUUUGGCAUAUAAACCCGGAGGCGAACUUCCUCAUGAAGACAAAGCAGUAAUGGCGAAUAUGGAUGCAAAAGAGCCGAAAACGACAAUAAACAAUAAUGUCACGAGUCGAAAAGACGCUGAAGUGUCCACAUGGGAUGAUGACAAGUACUCCUCAUCAUGCGGAAGUCCUAUUCCACGAAUAUCCGAACCUGCUAGUCCAGCUCUACCGCACAAAUUCGUUCAUCGACGACUCCUAUUUCCUCUUAAGAAAAAAUAUGUGACAAAUGAGAACGAGUUCUGGCGAGCGUCGUGCGAGCAGAUCCAGGGCCUGCAAGUCUUGCACUGGACGGUAGAUGACGUAUGCCAGCUGUUGGUCUCCAUGGGACUCGACAAGUACGUCCCCGAAUUCACCAUUAACAAGAUCACCGGAGCGAAAUUUCUGGAUUUGGACGGAACUAAAUUAAAGGGAAUGGGUAUCCAGAAUCACUCCGAUCGUUCGUUGAUCAAAAAGAAGGUGAAGAUGAUCAAAAAUAGGAUAGAACGGGAGCGGAAGAUGUUGGAAAAGGAGAGUCGAACUCGAGUUAUCACACAAGGCAUGCAUAUCCAAAUGUACUCCCUUCAUCACUCUUUCCUCCUCUUUCAUAUCACAUUGCGACCAACAGCUGCUUUGUUCCAGAGCAUGUACCACAGAACGGAUUCAGUUACAGAACAAUCCAAACAGAUGAAAAGAGAAACUCGUAGAACAACACUGUGA
Messenger RNA from Necator americanus (New World hookworm), 2403 nucleotides. RefSeq lists its product as uncharacterized. Gene Ontology annotation, biological process: actin filament organization; neuron projection development; calcium-mediated signaling. The transcript has 20 exons. Gene Ontology annotation, molecular function: actin filament binding. Gene Ontology annotation, cellular component: dendrite; cytoplasm; actin cytoskeleton. NCBI's taxonomy places the organism in Eukaryota, Metazoa, Nematoda, Chromadorea, Rhabditida, Ancylostomatidae. Bases 1 to 2403 code for a protein of 800 amino acids. The record is from RefSeq and is a predicted model, not a curated record.